Molecule: messenger RNA, 1269 nt
Organism: Babjeviella inositovora NRRL Y-12698
Lineage: Eukaryota; Fungi; Ascomycota; Pichiomycetes; Serinales
Exons: 1
Biological process (GO): regulation of transcription by RNA polymerase II
Cellular component (GO): Set3 complex
Molecular function (GO): transcription corepressor activity; protein binding
Source: RefSeq, a predicted model, not a curated record
AUGUCGAUUAACAGCGAGGAACUUAACUACUUGGUCUGGCGAUACCUCCAAGAGUCGGGUUUUGCCACCACUGCCUUCCUGCUUCAGGAUGAGUCGCGCUGCGACCGACUUGAUGAGCAGUACGCGCCCUACAUCCCCGCAGGUUCCCUUGUGAACUUGACGCAGCGGGGUAUCCUCUACUGCGAAGCCGACGAGCUUGUGGACGAUAAGGGCCACAUUGCCGAUAACACAGACACGAUAAACAAGUUCACGCUCGUGCGGGCGUUGAUGAAGGACCAGGAGUUGCCGACGGAGCUCACACAGCGCGACAUGACACCCCACUACGCCAAAACAGAAACCAACGAGCCAGAUGUACCAGUACAAGAGGAGAAAACCACCGACGACUUUAUCCAGGUAAUUGACAGCACGUUCACGUUCCCGGCAGCCACCGCAGCGCAGUGGAACCCCGUUUCGUCGGCGCCGGUGCUCGCGUAUGCCAGCUCAACCGCUCAGAUCUGCGUCGUGCCCCAUGCGGACACGCUUCUUACACUCGCGCACCCGCUUGCGCAGUCUAUCAGCUGCUGCGCAUGGGCCCCUAAUGGUGGGCUCCUUGUGACGGCACAGGAGUCGGGCGAGUUGCGCUUGUGGAGCACCGACGGGAAGUUGCGCAACGUGUUCUUCUUGCACCAUCUCCCGGUGGUGACGGUCAAAUGGAGCGAAGAUCUGAAACACAUUGCCAGUUUCGAUGUGGGAGGCAAGCUUAUUGUCUGGGACAUUGCCAAUGCCAGUGCCAUCUACCAGUCCACCCUCUCGGAGCAAAAGGAGGCUCCGGGGAUCGAGAUUUGCUGGCUCGAUCCGUCAAAGUUGGCAUUCCCAGCCGAGAAUUACACCAUCAACAUCCUCACCUUGGUACCCACUCCAGCGGUCAUCACCACUCUUGUUGCCCACACCGUCACCAUUUCCGCGCUCACGUACGACCCGCGCGGUAAGCGGUUGAUUUCAAGCUCGGACGACGGACAAAUCUGUCUCUGGUCCGGCCAUUCGACGUCCCCGGUGCAGAUCAUCAAGGCCCACUCGCAGCCUGUGGUGUACGCGGAGCCGUUUUCCGACGAUUUGAUCUUGAGCGCCAGCUUGGACGGCACGGUCAAGGUGUGGAACUCCCGGGGCAUCCAGGUGGGUCUCGGGUUGAAUGACAUUGGUAUUUCGUGCGCGGAGAUGUCGCAAGAUUCCAGAUGGUUGGCCACCGGGAGCAUUGACGGGGAUGUGAAGAUCUGGGAUUUGUCCAGCAUC